Molecule: messenger RNA, 1048 nt
Organism: Protopolystoma xenopodis
Lineage: Eukaryota; Metazoa; Platyhelminthes; Monogenea; Polystomatidea; Polystomatidae
Source: the annotation of a GenBank genome assembly
ACCUACGAUGAUUAGUAUACCAUCAACCUCAAUUCUUCUUUUCCCUGGCCAGGGCUCUCAGUUUGUGGGGAUGGCAAAAAAGCUCUUAUAUUUGCCAAAAGUUAAAGAGAUGUUCGAAUAUGCUGGCUCAAUCCUGAGAACAAAUCUGAUGAAAAAAUGCACAGAAGGUCCUCUUGAGGAAUUGACGAAGACCGUUCAUUGUCAGCCAGCAAUAUACAUAACAUCCCUUGCUGCCGCUUUUAAACUGCGGACCGAGGAUCCAAAACUUGUCGAGAAUUGCGUUGCUGUUGCUGGCUUCAGUUCUGGUGAAAUAGCAGCCCUUGUAUUUGCCGGCUCUCUUACCUUUGAAGAAGGCCUGUCUCUAAUCCAGACUCGAAGUCAGGCCAUGCAAUCCGCUAGCACUCGAGUAUCUGGCGGAAUGGCUUCUAUAUUUUUAAGUCAUUCUUCGCAACUUUCGUCUGCUAUUACGGCCGCUAAAUCUCAUUAUUUGAGUCUAUCAAGAAAACAAACUAAUCAGAGUGUCGAAUCUUCCAGUAGAUAUGGCGACUUGGAUGAUUUUGGCACAGAUUCCUUUGAGCCUCAAUGCGUUUGUCAAACCGCUUGCUACCUAUAUGCGGACUGCAAAGUCAUAGCUGGGCAUAUUGAGGUGGCACUUGAUUUUAUUGAGGCUCAUCUAGAGCAGUUUAGACUCGUUCGUAUGAAACAUCUUCCCGUAAGUGGAGCAUUUCAUACUCCACUAAUGGCUCCGGCCAGAUUGGUUUUCACCCGUGCACUUGAUCGAGUGCCUGGCAUCAAAAUGCCAAGCAUUCCAGUUCUCUCGAACGUUGACGCGUUGCCAUAUACAAGUGUAUCAAAGAUAAAAGUCAAUCUCUCAAAGCAGAUUACUACUGCUGUUCGUUGGGAACAAAUUUUGCACUCAUUAUAUUCAAGACCUCUAGAUGCUUCUUUUCCUCGAACUAUUGAGGUUGGACCCGGACGACAACUGGGCUCAAUGUUACGAAUGGUAAACAGGAAGGCCUUUAUGAAUUAUCACUCUAUUGAAGUUUGA